AUGUCUUUUGCUAGUGUACGUUUUUUCCUGAGAAGCUCGAUAAGGUCAGCAAGUACUAGGAAGUUGAGGUUCACAAAUUUGUCCAAAGUGAAAUUACGUGAGCCUAUUGUUCCAACGGUUGAGAAUUUUAAAGUAUCACCCGAUCAUCCAUUAUGGCAGUUUUUCCCCCAAGGAAAUGCGACAAAUAGUGCUAUUCGUGAACCGGAUGAGCUAGAUUUGAAUUCUAGAGAAUGGACAAGUGCUGAGUUGCGUCAAAAGUCAUUUGAAGAUUUACAUAAAUUAUGGUAUAUCAUUUUGAAAGAGCGCAAUAUAUUGGCUAGAGAAGUUCGAGUUGGAGAAAGUAUAGGGAUGGCAGAUGCCAGGCAGUUUGAUUUGCUAGAUGAGAAGCUUGUUAAAUCGCAAAAGAGGAUAAAGCAAGUAUUAUCGGAGAGACACAUUGCUUUUGAACGAGUUGAAGCUAGUCCCGAUGUGAUUGCAGAACGACAAGAGUAUUUGGAUGGGUUUGCCAAGAGAUACCUUGAAGCAGCGACGGGCGCUGAAAGUGAAGAAAUGGAUAAAAAGUUGGACCGAUUACAAUAUGCGAUAUUUGGCAUUGAGCCCGAACUAAACUUGGAGACUUUGAAAGAUGAUAUCGAUGUAAACUUUAUCAAGGGGGUGGAAUAUUCAAGUAAUUUAAAGGCAAAAAGGUAUGUGAAAACAAACCUUGGAGAAGAGUCAUUGCUACCAUUGAAUGGGCCUAUGGAAGAAUUGCCUUUUUUCUUGCACGAUAUUGAAGAAGCUGUUGAACAAGUUAAGGAAUUGAGAUUAUCAGGCAAUUCGCGCACACUAUACAAGAGCGAGGUUAUACCGUUCCUUAUCAAAGCUAUAGGAAAGCAUCUUGAAUCUUAUGAGUAA
Messenger RNA from Lodderomyces oxycetoniae, 894 nucleotides. RefSeq names its product mitochondrial 54S ribosomal protein uL29m. Gene Ontology annotation, cellular component: mitochondrial ribosome; mitochondrial large ribosomal subunit. Gene Ontology annotation, molecular function: structural constituent of ribosome. The record is from RefSeq and is a predicted model, not a curated record. Bases 1 to 894 code for a protein of 297 amino acids. NCBI's taxonomy places the organism in Eukaryota, Fungi, Ascomycota, Pichiomycetes, Serinales, Debaryomycetaceae. The transcript has a single exon. Gene Ontology annotation, biological process: mitochondrial translation.